AUGAAAACUGCAACAGUAACCUCUCUGCAUACGUCCAAAGAAGACGUGGUUGUCUUCUGCUACGGAAAAAUGCUUGUAUGCGCCGUGUUGUGCAUCCUGGCAAGCGUCGUGUUGGGCGAGAAGGCGGCCGGGAGCGUUCGAUACCACAGCAGCUACAGCUCCUCCUCCGGGUCCUCAGGCCAAGGGACCACUGGACUGCUGCCACUGACUACUCUGGCCGUGAUCUACAGCCCCGUGUCUUCGGGUUCUUCGGGGGGAGGCUAUGGUUCCUCGGGUUCUAACGUAGGCUCCCAAAGCAGUGGUUACGGUUCGUCGGGUUCUACAGGAGGGUCCCACAGCAGUAGCUACGGUUCGUCUGGCUCUGGAGGGUCCUAUGGCGGUGGCUACGGUUCGUCGGGAUCUACAGUUUGGUCCUUCAGUAGUAGUUCCGGUUCGUCGGGUUCCGGAGGGUCCUACGGCAGUGGCUACGGUUCGUCGGGUUCUGCAGGAGGGUCCCACAGCAGUAACUACGGUUCGUCGGGUUCUACAGGAGGUUCCUCCGGCGGCGGCUACGGUUCCUCGGGAUCCUCAAGUUGGACUUACGGCAGUGGCAAUGGCGGACUUACUUCAAGCGGAACCGUCAAUUUCGGACAGGGUUCCUCGGGUUCCAGCGGUGGCUUUGGGUCUGUGGUUUCUUCAGGAGGAACUUUCAAUAAUGGUUAUGGUUCUUCGAGCGGAACCUUUAGUAAUGGCCAUGGUUCUUCGAGCGGAACCUUUAGUAAUGGCCAUGGACACCCUCCCGAUGCCAUUGCUGUAGAUAACGCCAGAGCAUGA
Molecule: messenger RNA, 813 nt
Organism: Penaeus indicus
Lineage: Eukaryota; Metazoa; Arthropoda; Malacostraca; Decapoda; Penaeidae
Product: keratin, type I cytoskeletal 9-like
Exons: 3
Coding region: 1-813 (270 amino acids)
Source: RefSeq, a predicted model, not a curated record